AAAUCAUUGUCGACCAUGGCGGAAUGUGUUCGACUUGACAGCAGCACAAGUAGUCAUACCAUGGAUAAAAGCAUUACUCUGCCGCCCGACGAGAUAUUCCGCAAUCUGGAAAAUGCAAAACGGUUCGCAAUUGACAUAGGUACGUGUGUAUUUGAAAGUUUUCUCCUUUUAAUCAGCAGUUAUUGCUCUAACGGCUCUUAUCUCCGUGUUUAUGGAGAAGCUUCUCCGCAGCCUGAUACUAUAACACAUGACUUGAAGAGAAAGUAAACAAGACACAGCUAAUGUUAGCCGCUCAAAGUCGGUUAUAAAUCAAAGUUAAUCAUUAGAAAGCGUCUUUAUCUCGGAACUGAACGUCUUUGAUUCAGAAUUAUCUUUAUGCAGUGAGGUAAAUGUGUCUGUAACAACCUGCACAACUUCAACAAGUACAGCAGCGUUAUCAGUUAGCAAGCCUGAGUCAAGGUUUCAGUGUCUCUGUUAGCUUACACUACGGGCUCUCAGUUCAUGAAAUACCUUUUUAAUGUCACGUUAUUAAUCAUUAAUAUGUAGCUGGUCAUAAAUUGUUUUCUCAGAGGAUUUAUUAGUGCUGUUUUGAUUUAACAGGUGGGUCCCUCACGAAACUUGCCUACUACUCCACUGUGCAACACAAAGUGGCCAAAGUACGAUCUUUCGACCACAAUACCAAGGUAACCUAUCUACUUCAGUCUCAUGUUAAAACGACACUAUCCCGGGUAUCAUUUAAGAUUAUUACCUGCAGCUAAAUUUGCCUCCAGUUCUGGACGAAGUACACAAAUUCAUUUCUUAAACAGAAGUUGAGAUAUGCGAAUGUUGCUCAGUAAAACACACAAGAACACUUACUUGAAAUACUGAAGUAUUCAAAGUAUUUUAAAGAAUCUCAGAAUGUUGUAUUUUUGCUUGGAUAGAUCACACUUAGAAUAACAUGUCUUUUACAUCAGAUUUUUGGAAAGAAAAGAAAAUUUAACAGCUGACUUUAAUGCAAAAGUGAGUAAUGAUGACAUUUGUCAAAAUUCAGAGUUAAAUGUGUAAUGUUUAUUUGUGUAAAUUAUACACAAAAGUAUAGAAAAGAUGCUCAAGUGAAUUCAUUUUGUUACUGUCCACUACUGUCUGCAGUUAAAUCUUCUACUUCUUCACACCAAUUUACUGUUCCCGAAAUCAUUUCAAUACCAGGACAUAAUCAACAGCCUUCCUGUCUCCUCUGUGUUUCCGUCCCUCCAGGAGGCUGCCAGUGACAAGCUGUAUGAAAUAUCAGUGCAGGAGGAAGUCACUGCACGCCUGCACUUUAUCAAGUUUGAAAAUGCUUAUAUCGAAACGUGUUUGGACUUUAUCAAAGACCACCUGGUCAACACAGACACCAAAGUCAUCAAAGCCACAGGCGGAGGAGCGCACAAGUUUAAAGAGCUCAUCGAGCGGAAACUUGGACUCAAGUGAGUAAACAAGAAACAGAAACACUGAGUCAUUAUCUGUGCUGUGUCACCCUGUGUUUGUCUGAUGCUGUUCAGUUCUGUAUGUAGCAACAAAAACAGGAAGGGCCCUUAUUGUAUGUGUUCAUACACAAAGCAACAUCCUGUCCUAUUCCUUUAAACCAGAUUGAUUCAGGGGUCACAUAUAAUUGUUCAGCUGAUCCCACAAAGGCUAUUUCAAAUUUAUGUAACCAGGAAAGCCUCAUUGAAAUCUAAAUGUCUUCCACAGAGUUUCCCUGAACACUCAGGUCAGCAUGUUUUGGGUCAAAUAACAUAAAGUCAUCAGUUAAAGCAUCUGCAGCCUGAUGCAUCCUCCAGCAAUGCUUUUAAAAACAUCCAUAGGCACCAGCACUCUCAGGCCUGAAUCCUCCUGCAGCUGAUUCAGAACUACUGCAGCAGCAUUCUUUAGAUGCUUUUUUUGAUUUCUAGACAUGUUCUGGGAAAAGAGGGAAAAAAUAAGCCAUGAGAAUUAGUCGCAAAGCAAAGAUUGUAGCUUCCAGUAAUUUUCAAAUGAAUAUGAUUACAUAAAUGAGAGGGCAACAACUUCAGAAUUGCUUUAUUAACCAGGACAUGACAGUGAUUUACAGUAGUCCAUAGGGUGGACACAUGGGGAGCAGCAAUGAGUUAGGGCCCUGGUUGUUGUAAUGAACCCCACUGCUUCAUGAUAAACAGUAUACACAGUGUGGAGGCAAAGAGAAGGUCAAUGCAUGUAUAAAACGUCACCAUAUUCAAUAAGAUGUCUAAACACGGCAGUGACAAGUCGUUUCUUAUUUUUAAAUCAAAGCAAGGCUGCCACUUCAGCCUCUAACAACUUCACUGAGUAUACAGCUGUCAUCACUCUGACACAUGGCUACUUUAGCCGAUAUUGUGAAUUCUGCAGAAAGUAGAGCGCCCUAUUGAAGUUUCAGUGAAAUCAAACUAACAGAAGGAGAGGGCUGUCUCUGGACACCCCUGCUAGAACAAAUGUCUGUGUUAUUCUAAGAGGGUUUGGUUCAUAAAAUCACUGAUAACAGGUCUGCGUCUUCAUAGACAGGCCUUUAUCAGCGUCAGAGUUUUUACUGUUAAUGCCAUGUUCAAAAUCACGCCUUUGGCUCGAGGUAGAGUCCCUGAAGACAGCCCUGUAGCUCUUCUUGUUCUGUAUGUAAAUUUUAAUGUGUUUUUUUUCCCCCAGUUGAACUCGAAAUAGUCAAGCCUCUGCUGUCAGUUUUGUGAUGAUGAUGAAUGGAGCUGAUUAACUCUUCAUGUGCUGUCUCUUUUCAGUGUGGACAAAGAGGACGAGAUGACCUGCCUCAUUAAGGGCUGUAACUUUGUGCUGAAGAACAUUCCUCAUGAGGCUUUCGUUUAUGCCAAGCACGCCGACUCUGAGUUUCGAUUUCAGACAACAUAUCCAGAGAUUUUCCCCUACCUGCUCGUAAACAUUGGCUCCGGCGUGUCCAUAGUCAAGGUAAAAAAUGACCCAAACAUCUCUCUGGGAAGCGGGCAGUUCAAAGUUUAACUAACACAACUCAGUGAGUCAGACAAUUUAUCAGUGGUUCUUUUUGACAAUACAUCAACUUUAAGAAAAUAACAGAUUAUUCCUCCAUUUCCAGAGUGGCAGUGGAUUACUUAUGCUGUUUGAAGCUCAUGUGAGGAGUUUUUUGCUGGUUAUUAAACAAACAGCUGCUUCUACAUGACCUUCAGAAGCAAACAAGACAACCAGUGUCAAAGCUGAUAAUCCUUAAUAGCAGCUUUUAAGGCAUUAAAGUAGAGCUUGGCGACAAACUGAAAAUUUACAACAAUAACCAACGUCAUUUCGCCUAUGUCAAUACAUUUAGUGUCAAAAAAAUAAAUAAAUAAAAGUUGGUUUUGGAUGUGUGUAGGCAUGCUAUGAUCUCAUGCCCCUUUAAGACGCUGUCCUACGUGGGAGACCUGACUCCACCCCAUCCAGUCUGUAACAAAGAGGGAAAGACAGGUUAGGAGAUGGAGGACCGUCCAAAAGUUGUAGCGGCUGGAGCGGCAGCUGAAGUAGACAAAGUUAAUGUGGGAGGGGGUGAGCAGCUUGUGGAGUAGUUAUCGUCCAUUUAUCGUUAUCGAGGUGAACUGCUCAAUAUAUCGUGAUGUUGAUUAGAGGUCAUAUCGCCCAGCCCUACUUUAAAGCUCCUAUGAGGGUUUUUAGUAGGUUAUGAAGCAGACUGAAAUGAACAGUGUUACAUCUCUAUGAAGUAAAAAAACAAAUGAGAUCAUCAAUGACAGGACUGACUCCGGAUGACUAACAAACAUUUAUAUAAGUGUUUCUGCUCUUUUUAUGUUUACUCAGUGGGAUCACAUCUUCCUGCUUUCCUCUUCAACAGGUUGAAUCAGAGGACAAAUUCGAGCGAAUAGGAGGAAGUUCGAUAGGCGGAGGGACGUUCUGGGGCCUUGGAGCUUUACUCACUAAAACAAAGGUCAGUCUAAACGGCUUCUCUGCUGGACUGGCAAAGCUUUGGCACUGAAGGUUUGUUUUCAGAAGGUGUGCUUCCUCAAGCCUUAUCACCUUUAUCCCCUUUAUCUCUUCUGCAGAGAUUUGAUGAGCUGCUCCAGUUGGCCUCUAGGGGGCAGCACACAAAUGUCGACAUGCUGGUGAAAGAUAUCUAUGGAGGGUCUUAUGGGUCGCUUGGCUUGACCGGAGAUCUGAUUGCGAGCAGUUUUGGCAAGUCUGCGACUGCUGAUAAAGGUGACACAAUUCAAAACAUUUACUGACAUUUAUGCAAAAAUUUCAUUUAUGAGACACUGAGUUAAUGAAGCACCUAUAAAUGAACUACCUUUAUAUUAAUCCUCAUUCAUCACUGUUACAGCUUAUUAUCACCUCUGUGACUCCAACCUGACUCAAACUACUUCAGCUGAAAACUUUACAAAUAAAGGGAGAUUUUAGCUCUUUAGAGGAUGUCACAAUCUGUCACACGUGUGACAGGAACUUAAAAUGGUUCAGUUUUAGCAUGGCAAAACCCUCAGUGAAGCACACUGAUGACCUCUCACCCAGUUUGGAUACAGCUUUGUUCUUUGUAUGUUCCUGUUGCUGUUAUGAAAUGUGAUGAUGGCAGCACUAAACAGAAAGUCACAACUUUUUCUGGCAGAUCCUGCUGCUGUCCAUCCAUCUGCUGCAGUCAAGCAAAUAUUGAGCGAUGGACACGGUUUCAGUGUCGAAAUAAGAAACCUUAUUGUGACACUGGGAACAUUUUAUCUUCAAUUCAGUCUUAAACCUACAGAACAGCAGCAGGGUUUCUCCAAAUGCUCACAAGAAUCAACACCGCAUGAGCAGCAAACUCCUCAUUAUGCCUUUAAGUUUGUCAAAGUUCUCUUCAUUCUUUGUUGUGCAUUUAUUUCAUAUUGUUGCAUUUCUCUUUAUCCUCAUAGAGUUUUCUAAAGAAGACAUGGCAAAGAGUUUACUCCACAUGAUCAGUAACGACAUCGGGCAGCUGGCCUGUCUGUACGCGAAGCUGCACAACCUGUCCAGAGUUUAUUUUGGAGGCUUCUUCAUCCGUGGACAUCCGGUCACCAUGCACACCAUCACCUACAGCAUCAACUUCUUCACCAAGGUAAGGACUCGUUCUCUACCCUGCGCCUCCAAUCCUGCCUCUUAAAGCAUGACUGCUGUAUUAAAUUACACACUGAGCACGAGGGACUCUGAGCUCUUAAUGUGCUCCUUGAGUCUUGGACUCGGUUUGUUAUCAGCUGAACUUUGCAGAGUUUCCCCUCUAACCCAGAUUUUUAUGAUCUAACCCCCCCCCCCCCCCUCCUCCUCCUCCUCCUCCUCCUCUGUUGCUGUAGGGUGAAGUUCAGGCCUUGUUCCUGAGACAUGAAGGUUACCUGGGAGCAAUUGGAGCAUUUCUUAAAGGAGCAGAGGAGGACAGUAAGGAAAAAAAACUUAAGAUUCACAUCACUGUCCUCUCUUUGGUGUCUCUCCUCAGUAUCAUCCUCUUCCAUUCAUUGUUAUUGAUGUGUACAAAUUCAAGCUGAUUUAAUUGGAGUUUUAUGUUAUGGAAAAACAAAUAAAGACAGAGAAAUUAUUUGUCAUUACUGCCUGAGGUACCAGGCUUGUAUUUGAGGCUUUCAUAUCAAACUCUCUCUGUCUGAAGAGUGAAGUUGCUGGCUUGUGCUCACGAUAAACCAAGAAGUCCUCAUCUGAUUCCAAAGCUCACUGCAAAAAUAGUUGAAAAGUAUAUCAGAGCCGAGAGAGCAGAGAGAGGGUUGAGAAGUUGUGAUUACUCCAGCAGCUUUUCAGUCAGACCUGUGGGAGCAUUUUGGCUCCACUGUGUCGAGAAAUCAGAUAGGAGAAAAGGUGAUGAAUGAACAACAACAACAACACUGGCUUUGAGCUGAAUUAAGUCUGCCAGCUUUCAGUCGCGAGAAGAAAGUCACAUCCUCCUCCUCCUCCUCCUCUUCCACUCAAAGCAGCUUCUGUGAUCACAUCCAAACUCAAAAACAGGGAACCAAUGUCAACAUCAGUCUUUAAACCUGCAGGAACAGCUGGUUAGCUAACCAGAAGAGCUGACAUAUGGUUACAUAAAGACGUGUUCAAAGUCUGUUUAGUGAAAUAACAGGAAAAUAGAUGAAAUGAAGUGCUGUCAGAAGUGAGUGCACAACCUUGCAAAUAAUCAGAAACUGCCUUUUGCUCACCAACAAAGGAUGUGAUCCCAGCUGUAACAAGGGGUCCAGGACGAAGAGAGGACUUGUGUUCAUCCAAGGAUUUUAUUAUUAUUUGGGAUUUGGCAGGGUAUUCAAAAUCGUUUUAAUUCAGAAAAACCUUAAAAAUGUCAGUGUGAAACCACCGACUCACCCUUCGUAUUAACCUGUGAAACACGGUUUCUGAUUCUCUACUGUAGUCCUCUCACACAACAUGAAAGUCCUCUUUCUCAGAGUCAGAGCCGACCUGACUGGAAAGUUGUUGUCUUACAGGAAGCAGAUUCUUGCAUGUUUUCAGCGGUGACAGGAAUGAAUAAAAUCCCUGCACAUCAGCUGUAAAACCACUCAACCUUCCUGUUCCUGUCAUUAGCUUAAAGACAUUCAACUAAGAGCCAAGACAGAGUCAAGAAAAGCUGCCUAAGGUUCUGAUGCCAAACAACAGAAAUGUGAAAUUCUGAUCAUAUCAAAUGUAAUAAAACACUUAAUGCUCUCGCGUAGAUCCAAACCAGUACAGCUGGGGGGAGAAUUAUGCUGGAAGCUCCGGCCUGAUGAGCGUUUCUCCAGAUAUGAAUCCCAUGCAGAGAGCUCGGAGUGGAACGGUGAGUCUGAUAAAGACCUGAAUUUUUCACUCUUUCAUCAGUCAGUUGUUAUCUUAUUACACCCAACGUAAACCUCAUAUUAAUAUUCAUCUGUGUAUUUCCGACCACCUUCUCUCAUCAUUCAGAGUCACUCAUUAAUUGUGAAUAAUCUCUUUCCCUCUCCACACAUCCUUCCUUCUUUUUCAUUCACUCCUUCAGUUUUCUGUAAGUACCUCUGUCUGCCUGUGCUCUGGUUUGACGGCAUUUUGCUCUUGUGCAGCUGUUGACACUCCACUUGAGUAUCUAGUCAUGUCAGAUGUUUGCUUUGUUUACUUGCUGCAGGAUGACGGUUUGGUAUUUUUAGCGAUGCCUAGAUCUGAUGGAAACUGUUGCUUCAGCAUUUGUUCCUUAUGAAAUCCCUCUAAGCUCAUAUAAUUUGCUGUGAAGGUGGAAAAUUAGAGUGUUUAGUGUGUUUAGACUGCUGCUUUGGCUCCUUGGGGACUUUUCCGGCUUCCUUAAACCAUCAGGAGCUUCGAACCUCUGUUAACUCUCACUAAUAGUUCCUGCUUCCCUUCAGCUUUCAUUAGGUGGUUUUCAUCAGCAGUGUGAUACUCGCCUGCAGAUGAAGUAUUGGCUCAUCUUUGGUGCUUGUCCACCAGAUUUGGUGUUUUCUUUGACAACAACCACUUUCCUCUAAUGGACUAUUGAUUUUCUCUUUAACCGCUCAUGAACUUUUCCUCUUUUUCCUCCUUAAUACAUCUUCUCUGCUUUUGAAGUUGUUGCAGUGAAAGAAAACUAACAUGAGUGAAAAGACAAUGAAGUGUUGCUAGUUCAAAGGGAAAUAUUUGGGUUAAAAUCCUGGAAUAAUGGCCUGCUGGAAUGGGCCAGAAUAGUUUUAAAACUGUGAGUCUGAAUGCAUAAAACACGUAAAUCAUGUUUCUUUGUUGUGUCUAGUUUGACAUGCUGGAGAUGGACCGCCUAGAGAGGCAGCUGGUGAAUCUCCCGCUGCUUCAGGACGCGUCAUCAUACAUCCCCGACACUGUGGAUCUCACAGAGGAUGCUCUCGCCCGCGAGUACUGGCUCUACUGCUUUGAAGACGCUCUAGACGGGGUACAGUAGCAAUAGCACACUUUUUAAAAAACAAUAAUACUUCAGAUGGAGACGUCUCUGUUGUGACCAACAGACCUAAAAUUGAUUUCAAAUAAUAGUACUUAUGUCGACCAAUAAAACACACAUUAUUUGAUCAAUUUUUAUCAUGCCCCUUAAGUUCUUUGUGUGCUCCUUACUUUUUCAACGUAGGAGCACAUGUGCUCCCUCUGAAAAAAGUUAUUGUCAAGCCCUGAUGUAUAUUGGGUAUUGGAAAACAACCUACUGUAAACAAAGAAACACAGAAACAGAGACAGAAAGGCAGCAGGAAAUCAAAGUAAUAGUGACAGCUGAACAGUUUUUGUUUCAAUGAUGAUGUUCUGCAGGAUAUAUCACAAGCUCAAGAUUGUCUAGUUUUGUGAUCUAUUAAAAAUCUAUUGUAUGUAACUAAUAAAAGCUAUCAAUUCACAGGUGGGAUGUCAGUCAGGCCUUUAAUUAUGUUGAUAAAGUCUUCAAAAGGUCUUAAAAGGCAUCGAAUGUAUCCUCAUGAUUCCUGUUUUAAUAUUGCGUAUGUACCAAACAGGAUUGUAAGUGUGGAACAUCCCUUUAAUGUUAAGUUUGUGAUCAGUGCAAACAAAAUUGAUGGGAAAAUGUGCACACUGGUUGGUGAACUCUGACUCAUUCAGAUGCAGGGAAACUGUCCCUCAUUAACUAUCCUGACGCUGACUGACUCGUGUCAUCAUAACCUCAAAAAUCUGUUUAUUUUCUUUAACACAAACAUGGCUGGCUGUUUCCAAGAGGAUACACUGAGGAUAUGAAUGCAUUUCUUUAAGACCAGAAAACAUUGAACCAGCUUUGUCUCACCUUCACAUCCCUUCAAAGACCAGAAGAAAACACUUUUGGAUGGAUUUGAACUCACGGUCUGCUCUCUGACCUUCGCUUCCUUCAGGAGAGCCUCCAUUUCAGUGUCAGAAACUUUGAUUUCUUCACCUUUGUCUCUGUUGUUGUUUUUCAGGAGGUUUGUUUUUAAUUUUUUUAUAAUUAAUUUUGAGAGGCUAGGACAGUGGAUAGAGCAGAAAACACGAGGGGAGAGCUGGGAAAGAAGAUGCAGGUCUAACUUGAUCUUCGGCCUUGAGGACUAUAACCUCUGAAAAAGAGGCGUGUAGACCGCCAAGCCAGCAGCACCCUAGUGGAAGAACCUUUGAUCUGAUUGCUCAUUUUGGUGCUUUUUUAUUCAUAAGGUGUUUUACACUGACCAUUCUAGAGGCUGUGUAGAAGGCUUAAUCCAAGGCUGAUCCAUGUGCACAUACUCUCAGGUGGAUCGUAGUGUGCAAGUGUGUACUCACUGUAUUAUUCAUCUGAAUUGUGCAGGCAAUUCUUGUGCUUCUGGCGUAUGCACACUCAGUAUGGAUUUCAUGCACUGUUUUAUAAAUGAGACUGCUGAUCUUCUGCAGUCAGAGCAGCUAAGUAGAAACAUGUCACUCACAGUUCUGCAGGACGAGCAGGAGAGAAGUAGAAAGCUGGUGAUAGAAUAACGAGAUAAAGAAGUCAAAAAUCUUCUCCUAACCAGCUGGUAACUGUUCUCCAUGUUUUCUGAGCAGGUGGUAAAGAGAGCUGUGGCGAGUCAGCCCGACAUGCCCGAGGCGGCAGAGCGAGCCGAGAAGUUCCGACACAAAUACAGACACAAACUCCAGACCCUUCGCCACCAGCCUUUGUAAGAACGGAUCUCUUUUCUUCUUUGCUGCUUUUAGUGAACUAAACCUCGAGUCUUUUCUUUAACUUCUGCUGUAGUUUCACGUUUUCUGACCUUCUGUAUCUAAUGAUGCGCUCGGAGGGUGAAACUGUUUAUCUGCUGAUGUGAUCUUAGAGUCAGACACAGUAUUUCAAUGUGAGUCGAUAUUGCAACUUGAGCAAAAACCCUCCAAAAUGCCUGAAACUAGCCUGGCGCUUCAACAGGAAGUCUACCCUGCUGUGUGUGUGUUUGUGUGUGUUUGUGUUUUCUCUCUUGCUAAUGUAGAGUGCUUCUCUUCUCACCUAGUGCUUACGGAUCCCUCACUGUCAGAAGUCUGUUAGACACGAGGGAACACUGUUUAAACGAGUUCAACUUUCCUGAUCCCUACUCCAAGGUCUGACUCACAUCUAUAUCUACAUACUGUCUUUUCGUUUGUAUGUCUGAAUUACCAGCCCCAGACAGCUUUUAUGGUUUACUUAUUUAUUUACUCAUUUUUAUUUUUUUUACCAUCGAGUCCUCCUCAAACAUGAGUGGGAUAAAAAAAAAAAAAAAAAGUAUCUUUAUAUCUUUAUUUCAAUUCCUUUAUACCACUGAUACUGUUCUGUAGUGGUUCUAAGUUCUGGUUCAGGACCAACAAGUGUUCUUCUUUAAGAACUAACCAGCUCCUCAGCUCACAGCACUACAGACAAACUCAUCAUACAGAGACUGUUUGUCUCAUUACUUGUUAAAAGAUCGUGUUCCACUUCAGCCUCUUUGUACCAAGUCAACCAAACAAACCAUGUCCACAUAUUUAUGAACAACACUCUGGAUUUAAUCGUCUGUAUGAGUAAAAAUGGCUGCUGAUGCAAAAUGCAAGUGUUGAUUUUCAAUCUUUCAAAUCUGUUUAACCAGGAAAGCCUCAGUCAGGCUGAAGUCUCUCUUAACCAGGGUGUCUCGGCAGAGAUCAGCAUGUCUCAGACUAGAGAUGCAGAUUCCAUCUGUAGUAACAACGAUCCUAAAAAAGGAAAAUGACAAAAACACGACCACAGUUGUUUUCCUCCCUAAAUCCUACAUUUCUCACAGCAGCAUAAUGGGUUUAACUGACUGUAUUCAAAUCUACAGAGCCUUUAAAAGCACAGAGAUUGUUAAACAUGCUGAAUAUCAACACCUGGAGCAGGAUUAUAGAAAUGAUCUCUGUGGACGUAAAGGGAGCAGCAAUAAAUUCUGAUGUGGAGUUGGUCAGUUAACUGUCCGUCACUAAUCCUUCAGACUGAAUCACAAUGCAAAAAAUCAGAUCUUACCAAAAGUAUUCCUCUACUGUAUCUAAUUCACCUCAAUGUCAGCUACAUUCACCUGAAAAGUCCAGAUAAAACAAAGUUUUUUAAGCGAAAAAUGAAUCCUUUGAUGUAAUUUCUCAUGAAAGAAUACUAAUAAGUGUAAUAAGUGCAUUACAAGCAACACGUCUUAGUUUUUGCCUUUAAUAUCUUGAUUAUAGAUGUGUACAGAGAUAUUAUGAGUAGUGAUCAGACAAAUACUCUCGGUAAGAUUUCAGUUAUUUUGCAGUGCAGUAUUUCGAGCGUUGGUGUAUGAUCAUGUUUUAUGUCAACCCUAUGGUUUAAAGUCAUUACUUCUCUGAUUGCAGCAUGUGGGUCGUUUAUCUCCUGUUGUGUUUCAUCCUUCUGUCCCUCCUUUUUGUGCUCUCACAGAUCAAACAGAGGGAGAACGACGGGGCUUUGAAAUACUACCAGAAGGCGGUGAAGUCCCUUGAUGAGCUGAGCUGGGAGGAGAGACAGUUCGCCCUCGUCAGGGGCGUCCUGGCCGGGAACGUGUUCGACUGGGGAGCCAAGGCCGUGUCAGAGUGAGUGGUUUUGAUUUCUUGUGAGCAGAGUGGUGGAUUGCUCCGUCUGCUUUGUCUUGAAGAGUUUUUUUCACUGCUGUGUUUGGCCUUUUUGUUGUCCUGCAGUGUCCUUGAAUCUGAUCCAGAGUUUGGGUUUGAGCAGGCGAAACGACAGUUAGAAGGUAAGCGAGUAUUUCUCUCCUUUUUGAGUUUCAUUUCUCUGUGUAGUUUUCACACACUUGGCAUCAGACUGAUGUGGUUUUUACUGCAUCUUUUAAAGUCUCUGAUAAGAACAGUGUGAAGUUAGUGGGUAUGAUACUUCUUGUUCAUUGACUAAUUUUACCUUUUAAUCUUUUUUUUUUUCCUCCUCAGAGCGACCGUGGCUCAUCGAUUCGUACGAUCAGUGGUUUGAGAGACUAAAGGUCAGGAUCCUUGUUUUUCUUUUAAACUUGCAGUUCCUGGCAAAGAUCAAUUUCUGGGGGUUUUCAUGCCUUUAUUCAGAACAAUGGUUAUGUUCUUUCAGGAAAUGCUUAAAAUUUCAUGAUCUGACCAAAAGAAGAGAAGAAAAGCACAUAAUACACUGUUUUAUCCAUCCAAACUACCUAAGAAGCUUGUUAUUAUGAAUUUUCUAACUCUCCCCGCCGAUGACAAGAUUGUCCAUCAAUCUCUGUUUUCAUUGUAAUACAUUUCUCGGUAAUUAAUCUAUUUAAUCUAUCUAUAAAUAUAUUUUUUUUAAACAAAAAUUUUUUAAAACAGAUUUAAAAAUGACUAACAUUUUAGAGUUAAAUGAGCUUUAUUGAUGAAAAUUGAAGCAUUGUAGUUUGUUUUGAUACAUUUUUAAUUAUAUGCUCAUCAGAGAAAUGUUAAUAAGGGGCAUGAAAGUGGACAAAAUUUGGUCAAAACUGCUAGCGGGGAAAGUUAAGUUAACAUCUGCAUGUUAUGUUUGGUAACCCCAGAGCUCAACAAAGACGAACACCACCCCCUCAAGUUGCGAACCUUGGGGGGGUAGAGGUUGAUGUACCUGAGUUCAGAUUUGGAACCAAGCUGACAAAAGACAGGACAAAAAGACAUCGACAGGCUUGUUUGUUUCAAAAUCCUCUGACCAGCAGCCUGAAGCUUGUUUUUACAGCCGCAGUGAGAAUGAGUGUUUAGACCAACAUACCUGAACUAUAAACCUUUUCAUCCAACCAUGCGUGAAAAGCUCUCCCACUCCCCUCUUCACACCUAAAACUACUGUUUUUUUAAUCACCCAUGCAUUUAAAAACUCAGAUAACAGCUCUUAAACCCUCAUUGUUCAUCUCUCAUGAGCUUGUGAAGUGUUUCUGUGGACGUUUUGAUGAUUAGUGCUUGAAAACAUCCAUCCUGGUUUUUCUCUUGCAGGGUCCUCCUCAUAAGUGUGCCUUGUUUUUCGUAGAUAAUAGUGGAGUAGACAUCAUUCUAGGCGUGAUGCCUUUUGUCCGAGAGCUUCUCUCUCGAGGAACAGAGGUGAGGAUCAAUAACAGCAACAUCUCAUGGAUCAAGUCUUUAAACAAGUGCUGACUCAGCUCCUCUGUCCUCUGUCAGGUUGUGUUGGCAAGCAACUCUGGUCCAGCUUUAAAUGACGUGACAAACGGUGAACUGCAGAUCCUGACAGAGAGAAUCGCUGCCAUGGAUUCAGUGAUUCAGUGAGUGUGUCAAAAAACAGGCAGCUCAUAGAUGUCAGUCCAUCUUUCAUCUAUUUUCAAAGACUUGAUGAAGGUCUCUGGUGAACUGUGGUGUGUUUUUUUGUGCAGAGCUGGUCUGAGAGAGGACCGGCUGACGUUAGUCCAGAGUGGUUCCAGUUCACCCUGCCUGGAUCUCAGGUGAGUUUUUUUUUUGCUUGAUUUCUCCUGGAUUUGUCCAGCUUGGACUGAGGGUGUGAAACCUAUGAAAAACAGAAAUCUGAACAUCUGCUGAAAAAAUUUAAUCGAUUUUAAAUAAUAUUAAUGUAAAAAAUUCUAUCCUCAAAGACUUGAAGCAGAGUAGUUCUAUUACAAUGCUCAGCCAUCGGCUAGUUUUCCCUGCCUGCCAAAGUUUCCAACAAGUCAGAGUUUGUUCAUGAAUGAGAGCACAGGAUAGACACCAUGGCCCUCAUUUAUCAAGCUUGCGUACACCUUGUGUACGUAAAAUGUGAUGUGAGGCAUUUCCCAAUCUGCACGUGUACGUACGCUACGACCAAAUCUCAAGACAGGUCUGACAUCGUGUACGCAAGUUUGAGUCAGCGUGGAUCUGCGGUGCAGAAAAUGUCUGUCUCAAACUAAUUGAUAAACAAACCUCAAAUCUGUCAUUAAGCACAAUCAGCUAGAUAUCAUUAAAGAUUAAGAUGUAAAUAAAAUAAAAUAAAUUUGUUAUGUCCUUAGUGAAUAGGCCUACACUAUAGGCCAAAAGUUUGGACGCAAGAUCAGAUUUGACAUACAAAAAAAAGAUCAUAGUUUCAUAUAUAUAAUUUGCAACACAAUAAACAUGACUGUUGUGUAAGAAGUAACUUAUCAGAAGACAUUUUGAUUAUAAUUAUUAGGUAUUUGACUUAUUGUUGCUUAGACUUUGCUUUCUUUAAAGUAACCUCCUCUGGCUUUAACAACAGCUUGGCACAUACCAGGCAUUCGUUCCACAAGUUUUUUAAGGUAUGUUCCAGGGAUUGCAUUCCAAGCUUUCUUAAGUUCAUUAAAAAGAGACUGCUGAUUUGUGGAACGCGCCUUACUGACCGAUCGCUCCAAUUCAUCCCGCACAAGCUCAACUGGAGAAAGAUCUGGAGACUGAGGGGGCCAAACCAUCUUUUGAAGAACACCUUCCUCUUCUUUUUUGUCUAGCUAACCUUGACAGAGCUUGGCAGAAUGCUUAGGGUCAUUGUCUUGCUGCAAAACAAACUUAUGAGCCACAAGUCUGAGUCCAGAUGGAACAGCAUGGUGCUGGAGGAUGGAGUGGUACUGUUCCUUCUUCAUGAUACUCUUUACUUCAAACAAAUCUCCUACUCCAUCACCUGCAAAACAUCCCCAUACCACGGAACUACCACCUCCAUGCUGAAUUGUGGGUGUAACACAUGAUGCUUUCAGACGUUCACCAGUUUGUCUGAGGACAUAGACUCUGCGUUUUGAACCAAACAGUGCAAACUUGUUUCUAGUCAUCAUAAGUCCAAUUUUUGUGAGCUUUUGCCCACUCAUAUCUUUUUUUCUUGUUCUGUGGACGAAGUAGUGGUUCUCAAACGUCUUUUCACAGUUGUCAGAGAUAUGGGUUACGACCUUGUCAUUUUGAUUUCCUCCCUUAUUUUUGGUGCUGUCUUUUGCCCAUCUCUCUUACUGGUGACAAUGCUAUGUUUAUCCUCUGCUUUUGUAUUAACUCCCUUUGUCCAGGCCUUUUUCUAUCAUCAUAACUUCCAGGUUCCUCUAGUCUCUUCAGAGUGUAGUGGACUCCUUUGUUAAACACCUUUAGGCGUUUUGCAAUUUUCUCUUUCUGUGUAUCCUUCUUUCCUCAAUGCACAAAUCUGUACUUUUGUUUCUUUACUCAGUUGCUUCUUUCUAGCCAUUUCUGCAGUAUUUUGAAUGCAGUUGAGAUUUAUUAGGAUUUUUGUAUGCAGACUCUCAAAAGCCAAAAAUUUAAAGUGAAUAAUCCAACUGUGAUUUGUUUUUUUGCUUUUGCACUGAAGUUGUGACUCUUGCAAAUGUUUUCGACCCUGCAACUAAGCCCUUAUUAUCUUUUCCUGACAUAUAUUUAGCAAUGGUCUGUUAACGUCAAUGUAUAUCUAAAGGUAAAUGGAGCAUUUCCAUGAAAGCAACAUCUGAUCAUGGAGUAAAUACAUCCCAAAAUACAUAAAACUCAUGCUGGAUUUUAAAAAAGCAUUGUGAACAAAAACUUGAAGUUACUACCAACUGUUUGGCCUGUAAUGGCCUUGCUUUCAAACUUUUGGCCUGUAGUGUAUAUGAUAACUCUGCCCAGAAACACUGCCACAGAGCAGGAGCGCUGUUUUAACAUUGCACACACACACACACACGCCCCACUGCGGAGCGCUGCGUUUGAAUCCUAAAAGGCAGCUAACUGUCUUGGCCCAGCAGCGGGGACGUUGUCGUACACCCCUGAAAGGGUGUGGGACAUCAGUUGGGCCAGCACAGUUUUGCACAAUGUUGCACUGGCAAAUAGAGUGCCGUUGGCUGUGCCGGUGCAAUGUGAGGACCCAAUGCCCUGAGAACAAUAACGAGGAGAGACUCCACCUUAUCAAUGGAUUCUGACAUGUAAAGUAUAAGUUUAGAAAGUGCUCUUGCUAUUUAAUCAGUGAUAAAAAUCAAAUAGAAAUCCGUGAAAAUGUGCCUCAGGGGCAGCAACACACCGUUUGGUGACGCUAAUUAUUUUUGUUCAGCCUCUGUCAGACUCUCCAGUCUGCUCUACAUUACAAAGACGCAACAAAUUAAAAUUAAAUACUUUUAAUAACAGGAGCAACGUACCCUGCGUCAUGGCAAUAAAAACAUAUGAGGCAUGUAUGAGAUAUUGAUUUAUCAUCAUGAGCAACUUAUUGACUAAUGAUUUAUUCAAACUUCAGCCACCAUAAUCCUGCUCCAGACAGGAGUUUUCAUGACUGCUUUAUACCAGUUUUGAUGCUUCCAAAGAGAAAAUCCUUGUUAGUUUCCACCACAGACGCGAGGAUAUCCACUUUCAGCUCGGAAAAGUUUCAAAUCUUUCUAAUAUUUCUCCUCUUUCAUGUUUGACCUCAGUGGGCGAGGCUUCUGAACAACAAAUAUUUAAGGGCGUGACAUUUUAAUGACGUCAUUUAAUUACGAUCAAUUUCAGCCGCUGCAUUUAUCAAGACCUGAUCAUACCUACGCGGGGAUUGGUCAGAUACGAACCCUUUCAUGAAUCUCACGUGUGUCCUAUCGUACUAUAAAUCCUGUGCUCAGUUCUACGCAAGAUUGAUAAAUGAGGGCCCAUGAGUGCAAACUUGAAGUUCAGCCAAAGGAUUCAGAGCUCCCUCUGCUGGCAGGUAAAAAUUAGGAGAAUCUGAGCAAGAGGGCAGAGUGAUCAUAUUGUUGAUAUUGAGUAAAAAUUUCCUGCCUUGGUCUUUACUGCACUGCUGUGUUUGUUUCUGCAACAUCACCAUACCUAAAGUGGUAUUAAUGCAUUCAUACUGGAAAAACAGAAAUGCAUCAAAGCAAACAAGUAAACUAUCGCUAACUAGAGAGCAUUCUACCUUUACUAGCAUUCACUUGGGAAGGUGUUUAAGCUCUGUUCUCUCUAAUGUUACCUGCCUCUAUCUUUCUGUCCCCAGCCGUCUAGACAAAGUUUUGGCAAAUGUGGUCAGGGAGCGUAAAACCGACCUAGUGAUCAUCGAGGGGAUGGGCCGAGCCAUCCACACCAACUACUACGCCAUGCUCAGCUGCGAGAGCCUCAAGAUGGCCGUCAUCAAGAACUCGUGGCUGGCCGACCGACUGGGAGGAAAGCUAUUCAGCGUGGUCUUCAAAUACGAGGUACCGCCUGGCAAACCGAGCCAGAACUCCGUAGCUGGGAUGCCAUCGUGAGCCAGACAGGGUUCAUGUCUGAGAAGGACAGAAUGUCAAAGUAGAGCAGCAGGAGCUCUGAAUGUAUGGAGGACGAGUGUAUACUACCACUGAGGGAGUGACUGAUUGCAAAGCUGAUUAUUAAGUGUUUUAGAGGUGAGCAUCAGCAGGAAGGUUUUUACUUUGUGUUUAAAAAAAGGUGGCUUCAUGGAGGAUUUGUCUUGAAUACUCUGCACAAUCACUUAGUUUUUUAUCGUUGUUUUCAACAUCUGGAGUUUGCUUUCAUAUGUGCGCCCACUGCAGGCUGUGUCAGGUUCAUUUCUACGGAACUUGGUGGAAAAAUUAGUCAAGCAAAGACAGCAAGCUAACUUUGACACACUGUCCAAAAACAUUGAAACAUCUCUUACAAGUUGGACAGUGUGCUGGAGAAAUGACAGAAAAACAAACUUUGAACUUUUUUGCACCAGUCUGUGAGCUGAGCACACAUAACCAAGCAGCAGUUUGCAGCAGACGACUUUCUUUCACCGGUUUGUGUUUUAGAAAAAGAGCUGCAGAGGUAACUCUUCCCAGUUGAAGUGUUUUAACGUGCCUUGAGGUUGAUGUGAUUGAAGCAUCAUUCACACAGAUUUCCAAGCUUUUAAUUCUUGUUGUAGACGACAAAAAAACAUCAAAAAUAUCAGCUUUUGUUUCCCAGAUAUCACAACAAACAUUAGUGUUGUGUUUUAGUUUUUGUCACUGCCGCUGAGAUAAUUGAGAUUAAUUUUGUAGUCACUGUGUAGCUGUUAAUGUGGCAUCAGGGAAAACUUGUGAUCAGGAGGGGAAGCAGUGCUUUAUCAAAGAGAUUUUGUUCCUCCACAAGGUGGCAGUGUUCGACUAUGGGUAGAUUUUUUUGAAUUCUGAUGAUUUCUCAAAUCCUUCCCAAGGUGCUUGGUGUCAAAUCAACACUGCAUAUUUCAGGUCAAAUAUUCCAACUGAGUCCGAUCAAAGCAUCUCUUCAAACAUUUCUCUGUCUCAUAGCAGACUGUGGCAUGAGUCUGCGGGUAACAGCGCUAGUAUAAGCUGAAAUCCAUCCCUGCAUCAAAACUGCAACUCUUGGAAUGCAAUAAUCUCGCAGCAUCUCAGAAAAACAAACUGAAAAACAGGAAUUUAAGUUGUGAUCUGAUUUAAAAUCCUGCCUCGGCGUGAAAAUGUUCUCUGAAUUUACACUUUCUUGAAAUGUGGAAUUUCACUGCAAUACUUAAUUGCCAUUUGUACAUAAAUGUGAUAUAGCAAAAUUUGUGUGUAUAUGUAUAUAUUUAUACACAUCUAUAAAUUCAUAUGCAUCACUUGAGUUAAGCACACCAAGCACAAUUUUGUGUAUUAUUCUCCUGACAAUCAGUUUUAAUUAAAUGGUGCAAACCGUUAUUUUACUCCUUUCAUGUGUCAAUCUGUGUUUGUUCCUC
Messenger RNA from Xyrichtys novacula (pearly razorfish), 18274 nucleotides. The record is from the annotation of a GenBank genome assembly. NCBI's taxonomy places the organism in Eukaryota, Metazoa, Chordata, Actinopteri, Labriformes, Labridae.